Scylla paramamosain (green mud crab) is the source of this 6245-nucleotide messenger RNA. RefSeq names its product vacuolar protein sorting-associated protein 35-like (gene Vps35). The record is from RefSeq and is a predicted model, not a curated record. Gene Ontology annotation, cellular component: retromer, cargo-selective complex; retromer complex; late endosome. The transcript has 16 exons. Gene Ontology annotation, biological process: intracellular protein transport; retrograde transport, endosome to Golgi. Lineage: Eukaryota; Metazoa; Arthropoda; Malacostraca; Decapoda; Portunidae. Bases 320 to 2713 code for a protein of 797 amino acids.
UCUGAAAUGGGCUGCCUGAACCUGGCACUGGGCAAGUCACAGGAGGCCACACUGCUGAUGCACCAGCCCGCAGUGAUAUAAACAAUAACAAAAAUAGAAUAUGAAUUUAAAGAGGUGGUGAGUGCAUCAUCUGCAGCAGAUUGUGAAUGCUGUGUUGGAAGUGACAGACAUCCCACGAGCCACAGAUAGUUCACCCGUGUCCCCGCCGACACGCCAUACUCCUGACAGUCACAGGCAACACAGGGGACAAGUUGCAAAUUAGCUAGGAGGAAUUAACAUUAACUGGAGUGAAGAAGAAGCAACAAUUGCUCAACCAAAGAUGGUUUCACCAAUGGAUGAUCAGGACAAGUUACUGGAUGAGGCAAUGGGAGCAGUGCGAGGCCAGGCAUUCCAGAUGAAGCGGUGCCUGGACAAGGGACGGCUGAUGGAUGGCCUCAAGCAUGCCUCUAACAUGCUGGGGGAGCUUAGGACCUCUCUGCUCUCCCCUAAGACCUACUAUGAGCUCUACAUGUGUAUUUGUGAUGAGCUGCGUCACCUGGAGAUGUAUCUUGUUGAUGAGUUCCAGAAGGGUCAGCGUGUGGCAGAUCUGUAUGAACUAGUGCAGUAUGCCGGGAACAUUGUACCAAGACUGUACUUGCUGAUAACAGUGGGUCUUGUUUACAUCAAAACAAAUGAGACCUGCAAACGGGACAUCCUGAAGGACCUGGUGGAGAUGUGUCGUGGCGUGCAGCACCCACUAAGGGGACUCUUCCUCAGGAACUAUUUAUUGCAGUGCAGCCGCAACAUUCUGCCAGACGUGGAUGAUCCGUCACCAGCCUCCACUCAAGAAGACCAUCCCACAGGAACGAUUUCAGACAGUGUGGACUUCAUUCUGAUGAACUUUGCUGAGAUGAAUAAGCUCUGGGUCAGAAUGCAGCACCAGGGACACUCUCGGGAGAAGGAGAAAAGAGAAAAGGAGCGGCAAGAGUUGAGGAUACUUGUGGGCACCAACCUGGUCCGUCUUUCCCAGCUUGAGUUUGUUGAUGUCCAGCGCUACAAGAAGAUGGUUCUUCCGGGCAUCCUGGAGCAGGCUGUGAGCUGCCGUGAUCCUCUGUCCCAGGAGUAUCUGAUGGAGUGCAUCAUUCAGGUGUUCCCUGAUGAGUUCCACCUGCAGACCCUCAGUGCUUUCCUUAAGGCCUGUGCAGAGCUGCACUCAGAAGUCAAUGUCAAGAACAUCAUUAUCUCCCUCAUUGAUCGCCUCGCCAACUUUGCCCACCGUGAGGAUGGCAGCGGCAUCCCUGAGGACAUCAAGCUCUUUGAAAUAUUCUCUGAGCAGGUGUCCCAAGUCAUCAAGUCUCGGCCAGACAUGCCAAUGGAGGACAUGGUGAGCUUGCAGGUGUCCCUCGUUAACCUGGCACAGAAGUGUUACCCAGAUCAGAUUAAUUACGUGGACAAGGUUCUGGAAAACACACUUGAAGUCUUCCAGAAACUCAACAUUGAAAAGAUACACUCAGGUUCAGCGCUAGGCCGGGAGCUGAGUCGCCUGCUGCGUCUUCCUGCUGACAACUAUAACAACUUGCUGACUGUGCUGAAGCUACAGUACUUCACACCUCUGCUGUCUCUGCUUGACUACAGUGGUAGGAAAGUGCUUGCCACAUACCUAGUGACCAAUGCAGUGGAAAAUGAGACCUACAUACCCACCCAGGAGCAGGUGGAUGCAGUGCUGUCCAUGGUGGCCUCAAUAAUCUGUGACCAGAGUGAUCAGCCCUUGGUGGAGCCAGAUCCAGAGGACCUGGCUGAAGAACAGGGGCUCCUAGCCAGAUUCAUCCAUCUGUUCAAGUCAUCAAGCAGUGAUCAGCAGUACCUCAUCCUGACUACGGCCCGCAAGCACCUGGCUGCAGGAGGCAAUAAAAGGGUGGUGUACACUCUGCCACCCCUUGUCUUCCAGGCUUACCAGCUGGCAUUCAAGUACCACAAUGAGAGGGAUGUGGAUGACAAGUGGAGCAAGAAGGUACACAAGAUCUUCCAGUUUUGUCACCAGACCAUUACUGCACUGGUGAAGGCAGAGUAUGCUGAGCUGCCUCUCAGAUUGUUCUUGCAGGGUGCUCUCGCUAUAGACAAGAUUGACUUUGAAAACCAUGAGACAGUUGCCUACGAGUUCAUGUCACAGGCCUUCUCUUUGUAUGAGGAUGAGAUUAGUGACAGUAAGGCCCAGUUAGCAGCCAUGACCCUCAUCAUGGGCACCUUCCAGCAGACAACUUGCUUCAGUGAAGAGAACCAUGAGCCUCUAAGGACUCAGUGUGCCCUGGCUGCUUCCAAGCUGCUCAAGAAGCCAGACCAGGCACGAGGCGUAACCACUUGCUCUCACCUCUUUUGGUCUGCUAGAUCACAACUCAGCAACAAGGAAGAGUUGCGGGACGAGAAGCGCGUCCUGGAGUGCCUGAAGAAAGCCGUUCGUAUUGCCAACCAGUGCAUGGAUCCCUCUACCCAGAUUCAGCUCUUUGUAGAACUCCUCAACCACUACAUCUACUUCUAUGAGAAAGGCAACUCCCAGGUGACAGUGGCAAUGCUGAACCAGCUGGUGAGCAAGGUGAAGGAGGAUCUAGCCAACCUGGAGACUACUGAGGAGACCGACCAGAUCUCCCGUCAUCUUACCAACACACUCACCCACCUUCAGCUACGCCAGCAGGAGCCACCCUCUGACGGCCCAACUUAUGAAGGCCUCCAGCUGUGAGCAGGUGGACCCAUUCCUGUGCAUGCUCUGAGAAGUAAGUUCCAUUUUCCAUUUAGGGUUAGGAGGAAUGGUACACAUAACAUUUUUCUUACACAUCUGCCCAUAUCUUGUCUAUAGACGGUGAAUUUAUAACUUUUAUCAAUCGAGAAAUAUUAGUCAUAGACAUGUAUGGUGGCUGUUUUGAUUAAAUGUUACUAAUACAUAGUACAUAUGAAUGAAGUGUGCAUGUGUGAAUGAGGGAGAGAAACAAUGCUGUUUGUUUGAUUAUGAAGUUCAUCCAUAAUUUUGUUUGCUCCAAAGCUUGCACCAGUUUAGUGAGUAGGGAAUCAUAUAAGAAUUACCAUCAUAACUUAGUUUUUCCUUAUUGUGCUGGAGAAGCUGGUAGAAGUUUUGAAUGAAAAGACCAGACACAGCAGGGUUGCUGUCACUAACAUAUUCUGUCUGUUCUCCCUUGAGUAGUUGAGCCCAGUACCUUUGUGAAAUUAUCUGAUAAGAGAAUCUCUGUUGGUGUCAUUGGAGUCUGUCUGUGUGGCAAGCAGGAGGCUGCAGGUGCUAGGGACUGGUGAUAACGGCAUGUGUGUGUUGGGAAACUGUGAACAGAUUAUUCAUGUAGGGAUCAUACAGGAACUCUGAAAUGUCUUUUUUAGGCAAUGCAUUUGUUAUGAUUAUAAAUAAGCUGUAUACAAAGUGAUGACUAUUACAAUACAGCUUCUUUAUUUUACAGUAAGCUUGAUUAAUGGAAAUUUUGCUGUGUUCACACAAAUGGUCAAAAUUAUCUUACCAGAACUGUGACUGAAUUGAUUGCCAUAUAUUGAAGGCAAUUCAUCUGAACCAGUGUGUAUUCUUGGCUUCGUACCACCUUAAUUCAUGUUUUAUGUGUCUGAUACAGUAAUUCUUGGAAAAAAAAAUUUGACUGAAAAAUUUCAGUUUUUUUACUUCUUUCUAGAGGAUGCCAUAAGUUUCAUCUUUGCCUCAGUCAUCAUCAUGGUUGUCUGGAAGUUCAUUCUUGGCACUAAGAGAGUGUGAUCAUAAUAAUCCUGUCCACAUUUUCACAUCCUCAUUCAGUAGUAUCAUACACCUUAUCAGUCAUUUUAUGUUUAUUUAUUUGAUUUUAAAUUUUUUAGCAUUGAGGUGUAAUGGAUAAAGAUAUAAGCAAGUCUGUCAUUGUGAACCAUAUGUUUAAUCUUGAAUACCAUUUUGUUAGUCAGUCAUUAAAAUGUUCCAUCACAAGAAUACCUAACAAGCCAAAAGUAAAAAAAAGACUUUAUAUUACUUCUCUUCUGUCUCUGUGGAGCGUCAUCCCCAUUAACACCACUCACAGUCCUUACAGAUGUCAGUGAUGCCACUAACACAGCUACCCAGUGAAAAAAAUAUUGAGAAUGAUCUUUUUAUUGUUUAUUUUUUUUGUCUGUGAAUGGGCAUGCUAUUGGCACAGUAUAUGAAACACUAUACAGUAAAUCUUCUCUAGUUUAAACCCAUAUAAUUCUUAUAAUUGAAUCUGUUUGGGCCACUUCAAAUUUUUCCAUAACUUUCCGUAAUCUGAUCUGAAGUUGGCCUUUUAUCCUGUUCUCCUUUCAAAUAAGAGAAUCAGUUCAUUUGACAUGUUUUGACUGGUCAGCCUGCUUGAAAGAGGCACCAGCGAGGUGUUACCUUCUAACCAUCACUCCACCUCUUUCAUAAAAUAUUCAUAUUUUUCACGUAGGUUACAAGAAGAAAAAAAUUGCGUCAUUGAAUUAAGCAGUGUCUUUACAGUUAGAGCACCAUUUUCAAAACUUAUAGGGUAAAACCUGAGUAAUUUGGUUAGUAUAAGUAAGCAAAUAAAAUUUUAUGGUUAUUCUUUUAAAUGAUAGCUUAAAAAAUGUAUUCUUAUGGUACAUAAGCUAAUCCUGGAUAUGAUGGUGCAUUCAGAUUGUUAAUAAUAAUUGAUGUGACGGAAGAAGUGGCAACAAUGACUGUGGCAAGUGUAAACACAGGUUUUCAUCUCACCCACAGUCACUUGAACACUUCCUGCUGAAUUGUCCACACAUACUAAGAUUGUGACCUAAAAUUUGCUGCUCGUUUUUAGUAGAUACAGCAGAACCCAAGCGUGUAUGGCAUAUAGUGUUGAUGAUAAUAGACUUGCUCAGACCUCAGAAUAAAGUAAGAAAAGGCCCCUUCAAUACUUGAAUCCAAGAAACACCCAUAAAAUAUUGCUUCAGCACUAAGCCUCCCAGGAUGUGUGUGUGUUAGACUUAUAUAUGAGGCUCACUAGCUCCAUCUGCUCAUCAGAAGUUUAUAGUAUCAGUAUGUUCAGUCUUCUCUCCCACCACAAGUAUUUGGUAUUCACUCCAAACUCAAUUAAGAGCCAAUGUGAUCAGAGUAUUCUCUUCCAGCAUGGAAUUCUCUCAGAUAGUGUGUUGGGGUCAGCCACAUCAGCAAGUGUAGAGAGAGUAGAUCUAGGGAGCACCAGAUCCAUUUCAGUCUCAUUACUCACACUGGUGUUGCUGAUGACAUUGCUCCAUAAAGACAGCAAAACAGAGGUAGUAUGAGUUAUUGUGUGUAAGUUAUUGCAUUUUUUUUUUUUAAUAAGAACAUAAUUUGAAAUGUAGAAUUAUUUACUGCAUUAGUGCACUAGUUUUAAGUAAUCAGUAUCUGUUGGGAUAAAUUUGGAGUCAAAUUGGUGUAAAUGAUUUCUAAGAAAAGAUCUGUACAAGUGUAGCAUGUAAUGAUCAGGGUGUUUCAUAUGUGUAAAACUGACACUCGAGAGAACCUUUUUUUCUUAAUUUUUUAUUGCUUUUAGCUAAUGGCCCUCUUACAUUGAAAUAUAUAUAUAUAUAUAUAUAUAUAUAUAUAUAUAUAUAUAUAUAUAUAUAUAUAUAUAUAUAUAUAUAUAUAUAUAUAUGCUAACUGCCCUGAUAAUGCACACACACACACACACACACACACACAGUGGCAGUUCAGUAGGAUCUGUGUGCAAAGGUUAAUUCUGUAAUGAGUAUUGAUUGCUGCUGCUGCAUAUUCCAUUUGGUACAUUUUCCAUGCCAACAUGUUAAGCUGCUUUAUGAGUUUUUGUAAUAACUGACAUCAGCUUCAAAUCUGACCUCCACUUGCUGUGAUGAUGAUGAAACGAAUGCUUUUGUCAACAAAAAAAUACUCAUCAGAUUUUGUCAUUCAUUCACAUCAUUGCUAUAAGCAAGAAAUAUUAGUGUCAGCUUUUACAAAAACUGCCAUCUGUUGCAACCAACAUGGAAGGGUUGGGAAGCUUGUUGUGGUAUAGGAUGCAGUAUGUUGUCUGCAGCAUGGGGUGUAUCAAGUCACGGGAUGUUGUGGCUGCAUGUUGCUGCAACAAUAAAAUGUACCGAUGUAUUUUGUGGCUGAAAGGUGAUGGAUUGCUGUUGACAGACACCAAGUUAAAACUUCACUUAAGCUCAAUUCCUGUCUUUUAUGAAUGUGAACUCCAUGUGAUGCAUAUUGUUGAUUUCUGGUGUUUGACAGUUGCCAAUUUUUGUUUACAAAGUCAUAUAUUAUAAAUAAAGUAUAUCUAUAACCUACA